AUGGUCWAUGAUCGUCUUUAUGGAGUACAAGGUGUAGGUACCCAAAAAUCUCACAGAAAACCAGAUAUGGAUGAUAAUUCCGAUAUAACAAGAUCUCAGGAAAACGUGCUACAUUCUUUAGCUAAGAAAACUCCAAAGGAGCACAAGAUAGAAAAUGCUCAGCGUCUUACUGGAUUUGCAGUUGGGGCUGGAAGCAUGCUUGCUGCACAAGCAAUCACUCAUCCAUUGUUAGUGUUCAGUCGGCAAUGCCAAGUGAACAGUAAUGCACAGAGAUACCACMUAACACCAUUUACAGUAUUCCAAAUCAUGAUGAGACUGGAACAAAAGCAGGGCUUGACUUCACUGUGGAAAGGGUAUGGCAGUACUUACAUUGUCUGUGCAGUGAACUUCUUCAGUGAAGCUGCAUUGAGUUCAUUAACACAGUUGCCAAAAGAAAAACCAACCAUAGAAGAGACAACAAUCAAAGAGGUAGCUUCACAUCUUCUUCUUAAAAGUCUGGGAUUAAUUGUAAGCAUGCCCAUUGCUGCUGCAAGCUUGGUGGAAACAGUUCAGACUGAUCGCAUUCAAAAAGGCCAAAGUGCGCUUGAGAAACUCAAAGACGGUCUCUACAGAUUCGUUGGUUGGAAUCGUUCAUCAGGAGGGCGUGGUCGAUUAUUACCGAUGUGGACUAUAGGAAUGCCUACUGUUUUAUAUGGUCUUGUGCACUACAUCUUCGAGACAUGCGCACAGCACUGGGUCCUAUUAUCAAUGCGUCAAGUGGGUCUAUAUGGGUCAUURAAGGAGUCCGAAGAUGACCCUCACACCCCAAACGACAUGACCCAGUGUUAUUACCCAGAACUUGUUGCUAAUUUCAUGGCGUUUGUCGUUCCUGAUAUACUACUGUAUCCGUUCAGUACUGUGCUACAUCGUCUUUAUAUUCAAGGCACGAGGACAAUUAUUGAUGAUUUGGAUAACGGCUACGAUGUUGUGCCUCUCAGUACAAAUUACAUUGGAAUGAUGGACUGUUGUGCUACUAUYUGGCGUGAAGARGGUUUUCUUGGUUUCUACAGAGGGUUUGGUGCUCUGCUUGUUCAAUGCAUCAUUUAUUUUAUUGUUCUAAAGAUCACUAAGUUCAUUUAUGUGAGCUUAUCUCAAGACUUCAAAGGGAAAAAAUAAGAGAAACGACUUGGUAUAAGAUACAAAAUGUAGAAAAAAGCAAUGCGUUUUCAAUU
Molecule: messenger RNA, 1211 nt
Organism: Exaiptasia diaphana
Lineage: Eukaryota; Metazoa; Cnidaria; Anthozoa; Actiniaria; Aiptasiidae
Product: solute carrier family 25 member 46
Exons: 7
Coding region: 1-1155 (384 amino acids)
Biological process (GO): mitochondrial fission; mitochondrial membrane fission
Cellular component (GO): mitochondrial outer membrane
Source: RefSeq, a predicted model, not a curated record